Molecule: messenger RNA, 4062 nt
Organism: Lampris incognitus (smalleye Pacific opah)
Lineage: Eukaryota; Metazoa; Chordata; Actinopteri; Lampriformes; Lampridae
Gene: parga
Product: poly (ADP-ribose) glycohydrolase a
Exons: 19
Coding region: 543-2834 (763 amino acids)
Biological process (GO): ATP generation from poly-ADP-D-ribose; carbohydrate metabolic process; regulation of DNA repair
Cellular component (GO): cytoplasm; nucleus
Molecular function (GO): poly(ADP-ribose) glycohydrolase activity
Source: RefSeq, a predicted model, not a curated record
AUACGAGGCGAGCGACGACAUCAAGAAUAGUCACUUGUCCAAAUAAUGCAGUUGAAUUAAUAUUUGAUAAAAAUAUAAGAAAUUAAAUUCAGCUGUUUUAAUUAAUUGGGGUUUGUAAUUCGUAUCCGCCUCUUCAAUGGACAGAGCACUGUUUGUUUUAUCGGUUUGAAUUAGUGUUAAUGCUAUCUGUGGGCACCUAGCGUAAAGCUAGCUAGCCAACAACGCCGAGGUAGCUAAACUACGUUGAGAUUUGCGGCCAAUCAGAUCUUUACCACGGCUCACCAAUUUACCUUAUGCAAAUUACACAUUUUUGGACAGUUUAUUAUUUGCAAAUGUGUCAUCUAAUAACCGAAGCAGUUGCAGCAAAUGCCACUCACAGUCGACAUAACUCUUGAAGCAGUGAAGCUCUGUAAUCACAACCCACCAGAGCCCCGUCCCUCCGUCGGACAUGUAGAAGUGAGCAGGCUCAGGCAAGUUCAAUAACAUCUGGCUUUCCCUUCAAGGAUUUGUUGAUUUGUUUGAUCUGCCUUGAUCUGUCAAAGAUGGAAGAAGAUAGAAGAAAGAUGGAAGAUGCUCAGAUGAGCGCUGUGACUGCUGAAGUCAAGCCAGAAGGUGCCAAGAAUGAUAUGCUAAGAGCAAACCUUACAGAAGGAACAGAUGACUUGUUUGAUCGACCCAAAACAGUUGAAAAGCCAAAUGAUUGCAUUGUAAUGGAGAACACUGAAAAUAACCGGGCACCUCAGAACACCAUAGACUGUCUGAGUGCAGAUGUACAGGACAAGUCUGGCUUCGCUGGCAGAAACAUGAAAGCUCAAAUUCAUUGUUCCAAUGGACAGAAACUGAAGCGGCCCAACUCACCUGAUCCCCAUCCCGUCAAAACAACCUGUGCAGCUUCACACUCUUCCAGUCGCAUGCUCAUCCUUGUUCCUGGCAGUAGCCCUAAUAAAGCUGUGGGUACCCCAAGUGAUGUGGAGAUGCUGAGUCCGGACAGCCCUGUUGAUAAAUUCCUGCCGGUCAACUAUGUGGAAAGGGUUCAAGAUGACUCCACAAUGAUUUCAGCUAUGGAUUCCCAGCGGUUUGCAAAGCAUUCUGAUUUUGGAAAUGUGGCCAAAGACAAGUCAGCAACCAUGGUAACAGAGGAUGGUGGGAAAUCCAAGUGCUGUGGAUCACCUGGUACAAGUGCUAGUGGCGGCCAUGUAGGGACUACAGUAGUGAGUGUUCAAUUCUUAUUGGAUGACAUGGACAGAAGGUGGUUGGGGACGUCCAUUGAUGAACUGAAUAGAAUGCCCCAUUGUGCUCCUCCUCUUACUCGUCUGAAGUCAGUGCAUAAUCACACUGUCACAGUCAGGACAGACCUCCUAAGGGAGGGAGAGCUCCCUGUCCCAUACCCUACCAAGUUCAAGGAUGCCUGGGAUGACAUAUCUGUAAAGAUGCCCUGCUCUGAGAAGAACCUCUUUCCCAUAGAGAGUGAGGAUGGAGGUGGUGUCCAGAGUCGAUGGGAACUGAUCCGCACAGCUUUGGAAGGAGAGUUAAAAAGUUCUCUGGAUGUGACAGAUGCAAUACUGAGAUACAACACUGCCCAUGCAAAGAAAUGGGACUUCACUGCCCUGAACCUUCUUUGCACAGAGUGUCUUGAGCAUUGUGAGGCACAACACCUGUUUGAGGUCAUCUUGCCUGCGAUGGUGACAUUGGCACUCAGUGCUCCUCGUGUAUGCACAACGCCAAUUCCUCUGUUGAAGUCGAGGAUGAACCAUUCCCUGACUCUGUCUCAGGCACAGAUCGCCUGUCUGCUGGCCAAUGCCUUCUUCUGCACAUUUCCCCGACGCAACUCCCGCAAAUCAGAGUACGCCAAUUACCCCGAGAUCAACUUUAACAGAUUGUUUGAAGAUUCUUCACCAAGGAAGAUUGAGAAACUAAAAACUCUGCUGUGUUACUUCAGGAGAGUCACAGAGAUUAAGCCCAAAGGUCUUGUUACAUUCACAAGACAAAGUCUGAAUAACAAUCCGAACUGGGAAAGCUCCCAAACUCGGCUGACACGGCUCCACAUCACCUGUGAGGGGACGAUCGAGGAUGAUGGAUAUGGGAUGCUGCAGGUGGACUUUGCCAACAGGAUGGUAGGCGGAGGUGUAACAGGACAUGGUCUGGUCCAGGAGGAGAUCAGGUUCCUCAUAAACCCUGAACUCAUUGUCUCCCGCCUCUUCACAGAAGCCUUGGAAUACAACGAGUGCCUCAUUGUCACAGGCACUGAGCAGUAUAGUAAAUAUUCGGGCUAUUCUGAGAGUUUCAAAUGGAAAGACAGUCACAAGGAUGAAACACCCAGGGAUAACUGGCAAAGACGGUGUACAGAGAUUGUUGCCCUGGACGCUCUUAGGUAUAGGUACUUUCUAGAGCAGUUCCACCCAGAGAAGAUGGCCAGAGAACUCAAUAAGGCAUACUGUGGAUUCUUCCGACAUAACGCCAACAACCAGCACCUCCCUGCAGUAGCCACUGGCAACUGGGGCUGUGGGGCAUUUGGUGGAGACACACGAUUAAAAGCUCUGAUUCAGUUGAUGGCAGCAGCAGAGGCAGGGAGAGACGUGGCCUAUUUCACCUUUGGAGACGCUCAGCUGAUGAGGGAUGUAAAUGAAAUGCACACAUUUCUCACGAAGAGACGAGUCACUGUGGGGAGGCUGUACAGCCUGUUGAACCAGUACUCCAGUACAGUGUGUAAGAACUGCCGGAACACGCGCCCCGACAUCAGUCUCUACAGUUUCAUCCAUGAGAGGGUCUCUUCCUCCACACCAGCUGAUGCCUCCGACUUCAACAAGGGUUCUGGGAUGUCGGACUGUCACUAAUGAAGAGGAGAAAGCAGCCACUUUAACUCCUCUCACGCCCUCAACCUAUUUUGUUAAUUAGUCUCCAGGUUUGAAAACCUCUGCCUAUUUAGUGUGCUCUCUCUCUCAAUCUCUUGCUCACAAUCGCUAUCUUUCAUAUGCCCUUUAAGUUUGUGACCCCAACACACAAACUACCAAGACACACUUAUGCCUUUCUUGCUGGUGGCUCUUUAGGAGCCACGUAGUGAGUCACCAGAACAUGUGUGACAGAGACUUAUAGCAAUAGUAAAUAUCGGUUGCUGUCAAGCCUUUCUUUAGCCUCGAUAUGAUGUGGAGAGUUCUGUUUGUAUCUGUCUUUUGAGUUGAUAAAACUCAAAUAUGGCCAAAUACUCAUCAUAUGCAUGGUUAUGAGUACGGGACAUCUUUGAUGUUAGUAUCUAGGGCAUGUUAAUCCUCCUUGGGUAUCUUCUCUUACGUUGUGUUCACUUCUUUUGAAUGAGUUGACUCCUUUUUGACUGUAUGCUGGCAGUGGGGAGGUUCCUGAAUGCAGAAGGAUGAGAUACCAUACUAUAUAGUCUAUGCAUGGGUGACAUUUAUUUCUCUAAUGUACUACACACAUAUACGCUGCUGCUGCUUUUUUUUUCUUUUUUUUUUCCUUCUGGGUUGUCAGUUUUUAUCACACAUAUUAUCUUGACCUUUCUGGCUGAUUUGAAGAUGACACUAAACAUUGUAUUACAUUGUCACAGGUAUGAAUCCCUAAAGACACAGAAGGAAAGUGCUUUAUUGUUGGCUUAAUUUCAGACAGUCUUAUUAUUCUCAGUAAUUCAUCUUUCAAAUAACAGAUGAGAAGCUCACAAAUUAUUAAGUACACUCCUGCUAUAUAAAAAGAAUGGGCAGAUACAGAAAUAAUCGCGCACGCAAAUUAUUAUUUUUGUUGAUAUUUUUACUCACCAUUUGCUUUGGAGAUUUGGUGAUUUUUUUUUUUUAUUUACUGUAUUUUUGAUUGAUAAUAUGGAGACUAUUUAAUGUUGGGUUUGGAUUUUGAAAAAAUCAAAUUAAAUGCUGUAAUUGUAUCGCAUAGUAUUGUAGGAUUCUUAGGUUGUACUCUUUGUAUUAUAAUUUCUUAAUUAAAACAUAUCUUGCUAAAAACGUAGCCUUAUGCUGUCUGCACAUCAUUAAUGUAAAACAACUGGAGGACAACCUUGAAGCCACUCCAACCCACAGCACAAAGCAGGCUAAGGAUAUAAGA